CCCGGACCAUAAAGGCCAGGCCAGCCUGGGACCUGCUACCCUUGCUGUCCAGCAACUGAAUCAGAGUGCCCUCUGUCCGGCCCAGCCAUGAGGCUCAUCCUGUCGCUCUCCGUCUUGGCGGUGGCUCUGCUGAUGGUUUUGGAAGGCCCAGCUCCGGCCCAGGCCGACUCCAGCAUCCCGGAAGAUCUGAAGGCGUUUGGGGACACCGUGAAGGAGAAGGUCCUGGCGGCCGUUGACAAAGUCAAAGAGAUCGACCUCUCUAAGGCCUGGCCCUGGAUUACGGACAAAUUCAGCCAAGUAAAGGAUACAAUUAAAAAGACCUUCUCCUGAACACCAGGAGGGCUGCCCCUCCCUUCUGCGGCUGCGCCCCAGGAGGGGGCUCUAGCAUUUCCCGCACCCCGGUCCCCUGUGCCCAGGACUCCCUCCGUCAUGCCCCACGUUCCCUCCCACCACCACCAC
Eptesicus fuscus (big brown bat) is the source of this 459-nucleotide messenger RNA. Its product is annotated as apolipoprotein C-I-like. The record is from RefSeq and is a predicted model, not a curated record. NCBI's taxonomy places the organism in Eukaryota, Metazoa, Chordata, Mammalia, Chiroptera, Vespertilionidae. Gene Ontology annotation, molecular function: fatty acid binding; phospholipase inhibitor activity. The coding region runs from base 88 to 330 and encodes 80 amino acids. The transcript has 4 exons. Gene Ontology annotation, cellular component: very-low-density lipoprotein particle; high-density lipoprotein particle; extracellular region. Gene Ontology annotation, biological process: very-low-density lipoprotein particle clearance; triglyceride metabolic process; lipoprotein metabolic process.